Colletotrichum higginsianum IMI 349063 is the source of this 2313-nucleotide messenger RNA. Its product is annotated as C6 zinc finger protein. The transcript is spliced from 7 exons. Gene Ontology annotation, biological process: regulation of DNA-templated transcription; DNA-templated transcription. NCBI's taxonomy places the organism in Eukaryota, Fungi, Ascomycota, Sordariomycetes, Glomerellales, Glomerellaceae. The record is from RefSeq and is a predicted model, not a curated record. The coding region runs from base 1 to 2313 and encodes 770 amino acids. Gene Ontology annotation, molecular function: zinc ion binding; DNA binding; DNA-binding transcription factor activity, RNA polymerase II-specific.
AUGAGCAUGGCUGAUACUACGCCAGCACACAGUCCCGUCGGUGCUGCGUCACGAACCCACAAGUCCUGCGAUGCAUGCAAGUCUCGUAAAGUCCGCUGUCCAAGCACCGGCCCACCAGGCCCCUGUGCUAAUUGUACGCGUCGGAAGCAAGAGUGUCGCUUCAGUGUCAAGAAGCUCGCGCACAGGCGAAAUGUUGCCGGUCAGCUUCUGCCAACCAACUACUCUCCAUCAAGCCAACGGGCACCCAGCCCGCCGAACGCAACAGCCGUUCUGGACCUGUCGACAUCAGACGGCCAAAUCAAACCCGAAGCCACGGAGACGCCAUCGCCGAAAUCUCCAUCACAUCGCAUCCAUGAACUCUACGUCGACCGCAUCCUCGCCCGAGCCCAGGAGCCAAAGGAUUCUGACGGAAAGGCUCAAGAGGAUGCCAUGUUCGUCCCGCGUCUGCGGAACCGCAAAGUCAACGAGCUCGUCGGGAGGAUCUCGGCCAUCGUCAACGGCCGGCUGCGGCGUGCCGACCCGGCGACGACGACCACGCGCAAGACGGGGCAGCCCGGCACGGUGGUCUACCGCGGCAGCGCCAACUUGUACAUUCGCCGUAAGCGCUCCCACUCAGUUACAUACACACACACCACUCUCAUGUUCGUUCCUCCCGAAUGUUUCUGCAGACAGCUAACGAGUCCGGCCGGGCCAGUCUACUUCGAACGCGUGCACCCGUCGCUCCCCUUCCUCGACAGGGCCUCGUUCGAGUCCACCGUCGCGAACCCCAACUUCCCCAGCCUCCUCGAGCACAGCAAGCCGUGGACCUGCCUCUACCACGCCGUCCUCGCCAUCGGCUCCCAGCAUGCCGACGGCGGCACCUUCGAGCCCGGCAAAGGCGAGUCCUGGCGCCUCUUCUCCGUGAGCCUCGGCAGCUUCUCGGACCUCCUGCUGCUGCCGGACUCUCUCACCACCCUGCAGGCGCUGACGGCCAUGUCGCUGUACGCGCUGUGCCUCUGCGGACUCUCGGUCGAGCCCGUCAUCAUGUCGGAGGCGGCCCGGCGCGCCCAGAUGAUGUCGAGCCACAACUUCACCGGUUCGGCGGCCUCAGCAUACCAGAAGGCCUUCUGGUCCAUGUACAUCAUCGAGAAAAUCACCAGCUUCCAUAUUGGAAGAAGCUCUGUGAGAAGCCCCCCCCCCCCGGACAACAACAACGAUAUCCCGCCCGGUUCUUCUUUGCUGUACGCUGCUAACCGCCCAGGACAGAGCUUCGUCGACUGUGACAUCUCCUGCCCUAUCCCAGUCAUCCCCGACGCAGCGAUCGCGGGCUUCAACCCGUUCCUGCACCUCGUGCGGCUCUCGCGCUUGCUCUCCCGGGCGUACACGUCCCUCUUCUCGGUGGGUGUGUCGGGGAACUCCAGCUCGUACUACAUGGACGUCAUCGACCAACUGAACGUCGAGCUGGAGGCCUGGCGGGCGUCGUUGCCGGACAACGGCUUCAGGCCGGGCGGGACGGUUCGCGCCCAAGCGAUCCUGGAGCCCAUGGCCCGCUCGCUCGCCGUCGUCCUGCAUUACCUUUAUUACAGCCUCCUCCUGACCCUCUCGAGGACCAUGUUGGUCUACUUGCAGACCUCGGAUGGCUCCGUGGCGGUGGCGCCCGAGGUGGCGGCGAAGAGGUCGUCCAAUGUGAAGACGACCCUCAACGGGUCCCGGUUCAUUCUCGAACUGACAUCGAUGAUCGAGGUGGAGCCGUACACGAACACAUGGGUCAUUGCCGGGAUACCCAUCACAGCGCUCUUCGUGCUCUUCGACAUCGUGAUCCACGACCCGCAGCUGCCAGACACGGCGUCCAACCUGGCCCUGCUCGACAUGGCGGCGGGCCACUUUAGCAGGAUCGAGUUCGUGAGCGGCGGAGCCGUGCCGGGAUCGCUCAUCGCCGAGUUUGCCAAGAUUGCGCGGGAUUACGUGAACGAGAUCCAGCAGUCGGAACAGCGGACGACAGAUGCCGCGAAGCCGCCGACUGAAGUGUCCACCACGGCAGCCCAGGAACCAGCGUUUGAGCUCCAGGACAGCCAACAGGCGCCACAGCCGGACGUGAUGCAGAUGGAUCUUUCUGAUACCAUGGUGAGACAUCCCGUGAUGCCCGGUCCUCUGCAGAGCGGCUUCGUCGACUUCUCGUUCUACAACGGGAUGGACCAGGUGUCUCCCGGUGCUCCCAUGGGAACCAACGUUAUGGGAUUGUUCAGCUACUUCCUGCCUGACCUGGACCCCAUGUUCUACCAGGGUCUGACGCAGGAUUACGACAUGCUGCCGAACGGAGGGCCCGUCAAUUAA